Messenger RNA from Colletotrichum tamarilloi, 363 nucleotides. RefSeq lists its product as uncharacterized. The transcript is spliced from 2 exons. The record is from RefSeq and is a predicted model, not a curated record. Bases 1 to 363 code for a protein of 120 amino acids. Lineage: Eukaryota; Fungi; Ascomycota; Sordariomycetes; Glomerellales; Glomerellaceae.
AUGGACCAGACAAAUCACAUUCCCUGUGGUUCCUCACCCCCUACCACCCAAGACGGUCCAGGAGCAUACGAAGCGAGCGAGCGAGUACCGGAGCUCCGUUGGGAGGGCAAUAAUAUUAUAUGCCGCCAGCAGACAGGCCGCAACGCCGCAAGUGUGAGACAUGCUCACGGCGGCCAAUGGGAACGGGUGCCUAUCGCCGAAUCGGACCACAACAGGACGGAUCCAGAAGCGCCUUUUUGCACGACGGGCUUCGUCAGGCUGGCGCGCUGCUUGACUAAAACACCACCGGCGUGGAGCAGGCAUGAUGGUCGUUGCUGGGCCGCCCUCCGCCGUGCGGGCCGGUUCUCUUGCACAAUGCGGUAA